Annulohypoxylon truncatum is the source of this 1526-nucleotide messenger RNA. RefSeq lists its product as uncharacterized. The record is from RefSeq and is a predicted model, not a curated record. The transcript is spliced from 2 exons. NCBI's taxonomy places the organism in Eukaryota, Fungi, Ascomycota, Sordariomycetes, Xylariales, Hypoxylaceae. Bases 175 to 1401 code for a protein of 408 amino acids. Gene Ontology annotation, molecular function: GTPase activity.
CAAUCAUUGCCGAUCAGUCAAGUGGGAUAGGAAGUUAGCACCUGUUCAGCAUUUCUGAAGUUAAGAGUUCUACUAGCUUCAACAUUGUUCUUUUCGUUACAACGUCAAGGAUUCCAGUCGCGCAUACAACCUCUCAGCUCCGAUCGCCAUACCACUGCUAGUGUGCGACAAAAGAUGGCUUCUACAUCGACAUCCGAGUCGGCAGAGGCCUCCACUGCCACACCAUCGUCCACGACAAGCUCUUCUGAGCCUGUCGCCAUCGUAUGUGUAGGAAUGGCCGGAUCAGGCAAAACGACCUUCAUGCAGCGCAUUAACGCGCACCUCCACGGCCAACGCGAGCCUCCCUACGUCAUCAACCUGGACCCGGCCGUGCUCAACGUACCCUUCGAGAGUAAUAUCGACAUUCGCGACUCUGUUAACUACAAGGAAGUCAUGAAGCAGUAUAACCUCGGACCGAAUGGCGGAAUCCUCACAUCCCUGAACUUGUUCUCUACCAAGGUUGACCAGAUUCUAAAUCUGCUGGAGAAGCGCACCGGGCCUGACCCGGCCAAUCCGGCUAAGAAGCCUAUCAAAAAUAUUCUUGUUGAUACGCCCGGCCAAAUCGAAGUCUUCGUAUGGUCUGCCUCAGGUCAAAUCCUCCUCGAGUCACUGGCUUCUACUUUCCCAACCGUCAUCGCCUACAUCAUCGACACGCCGCGAACCGCCUCCACUAGCACUUUCAUGAGCAACAUGCUAUACGCAUGCUCCAUCCUCUACAAGACGAAACUUCCCAUGAUCCUGGUAUUCAACAAGACGGAUGUCAAGGAUGCCAGCUUCGCCAAGGAGUGGAUGACGGAUUACGAUGCUUUCCAGGCCGCCUUGUCGAACGACGAGAGAUCCAACGCCUUUGGUGGCGUGGAGGGCGAGGGCGCUGGUAGCGGCUACAUGAGCAGCCUACUCAACUCCAUGAGCUUAAUGCUGGAAGAGUUCUACACCCAUCUUAGCGUGGUUGGGGUAUCAUCCAUGACAGGUGCCGGUAUCGACGAAUUCUUCGCGGCGGUGAGAGAAAAAGCAGAGGACUUCAAGAAGGACUACCGUCCCGAACUCGAGCGCAAGAGGCAGGAGCGCGACGAACAGAAGCGCAAGGUUCGACAGCAAGAACUUGACAAGAUGAUGAAGGACAUGUCCAUGGGUACGGACAACAGCCGAAGUGGCGCAAUAGACAGGUUGCCCAAGGUGGACGACGACGAUGAAGAUAUGGAGGGAAGCGACGACCAAGAUGACGAUGACUACGCUGAUGUGGAUGAUGAGUAUGACCGCGAUGGCUUACAGUCCAGAUACGAGGCGGCUAUGGCGGAUGCGAACGAGUCAACGCUGGAGAGUGAUGCAAGUUUUGCGAAGUUCCUACACACGCAAAGGUAGGGCUAGAUUGAACACGAAGCUUUGGGGAUAAUCACGGGUGUUGGUCAAUAUCAAAAGGCAUAUGAAAAGGCACAUGGGUUCACAGCUUUACUGUAUAAGGCAUAGGGGCGCACAAUGAUACCAAA